AUGAAGGAGCGUAACUAUGCUGAAGCUUCUCGUGUCGGCCAGUUCAGCGGCGGCGAGAGCUUCCCUUGUAUCUCUGGAUAUUUAGGAGAAGCCAUGCUUCAUGUCGGCCAGUUCUGCGGCGCCAUCCAUCGAAAAGACAGAUUACGGAUUGAUGAUAAGAUAUCCGAUGAAUCCGAUGAAAAUCUUUAA
Messenger RNA from Funneliformis caledonium, 189 nucleotides. Lineage: Eukaryota; Fungi; Glomeromycota; Glomeromycetes; Glomerales; Glomeraceae. The record is from the annotation of a GenBank genome assembly.